AAAUGAUUGAAUCGUUAAAGUCCGAUUCGGAGUCCUGAACUUUGCUUAUUUGAAUCCUUGGGAAGAAGAAAAGUAAUCUUCCUUUCGUCACUCGACUAAAGAGGAAACAAAGAUGUCCUGCAGCCACGUGGCGCUUCUCGGACUUUUCGUCCUCUGCUCUGCCCAGUCGACGAUAAGACCCGGAGGCGCGAUGUGUGGCACAAUGGAAUGCUCACCCCACGAAUAUUGCAGCACCUUUGACAGCCAAUGUCAAGCAUGUACCAAAAUCUGCGACCCGACCACUCACAACCACGAUUUGCCCAAGUGCACGGCGAACUGUCAAGAGUAUCUCCUCGACCAGCGUUACGUGCUGCGUAAAGAGCUGCUGGGGGAAGAUCCGAAUCUAAGAGCCGAAGUCCAACGCCUGAAAAACCUGGUAACCAUUACGCUGACAGUGACGUGUCUCGCGGUGGUCGUAGUGGUUUUCCUUUUGGUUUGGAAGUCUCAGCCGAUAAAGAAGAUCCGAAAAUCAUGGCAGGGUGGACAGCUGAGCAAGAAAUGGGUAAAAAAACCGACGAACAACAAUCGAGUGCAGGACGACGUCGAGGUCGGUCAAAACCCGAAGCAAAAUGGGCUGAAGUUGGCGAUGCCGACGAUAAGUGCGACCGUCGUUGCACCGAGGAGCGAAGUCGGCGACGGUACUCCGAAUACAACGAGCACUCCGCUCUCCAGGAGGCAUCCCAGCGAAGACACGACCCUGGAUUACGCCUACGACAAUCAGGCGAUGACACCGAGUCCAGAAACCGUCCAGCCACGUACGAAACGCGAGAGUUCGUUCUAGACUUAAUGACGAUGAAGGGUUGAAGAAUUCAAAUCUCCCGGGGUGCGAUGAGGACCCAUAAAAAAAUGGCUGAUUCUUCAAGAGCAUGCUGCAGUCAGUCUUUACCGACCGAGUGAAAUGUCACUUAUGUUUUUAAACAAAACAUGGUUUUGGAUAUUUUCGUUAGGG
Messenger RNA from Diprion similis, 988 nucleotides. Its product is annotated as protein grindelwald. The coding region runs from base 113 to 820 and encodes 235 amino acids. The transcript is spliced from 4 exons. The record is from RefSeq and is a predicted model, not a curated record. Lineage: Eukaryota; Metazoa; Arthropoda; Insecta; Hymenoptera; Diprionidae.